Esox lucius (northern pike) is the source of this 2351-nucleotide messenger RNA. It is a transcript of the gene mych, whose product is annotated as myelocytomatosis oncogene homolog. The transcript is spliced from 3 exons. Bases 360 to 1514 code for a protein of 384 amino acids. Gene Ontology annotation, molecular function: protein dimerization activity; RNA polymerase II cis-regulatory region sequence-specific DNA binding; DNA-binding transcription factor activity, RNA polymerase II-specific. Gene Ontology annotation, biological process: positive regulation of cell population proliferation; regulation of transcription by RNA polymerase II. Lineage: Eukaryota; Metazoa; Chordata; Actinopteri; Esociformes; Esocidae. The record is from RefSeq and is a predicted model, not a curated record.
UGUUUUUUCCGAACAGAUUAAUAAGAAUGUGUACACAAUAAUACAUAUAUGGGAGUAUAAUAUUUUAAUUCUGGUCUCCCAUUUAUAGUUUUACUUUUUGGCGCGAUUUUGUGGUGUGCGUGGAAGGAUACGCUGCGACGAGGUAGUACACUGAAAUUAGUCUCUCUGCCACACCCACCGAUCUGAAGUACAAUGUGUGAGCCGGUAUGGUAGAUUAAACACGCACAAGACUUUCAGUGCUUCUAGGCUAGGCUGCAGAAUAAUCGCAGUAAUUUAACCCGAUUUAAUCUUAUUGGAAUUCAUCAAGACACGCGAAAAAACACAUUCACAGCCCCUCCAAGAAUUAAGAUACUGCUAAAAUGUUGCAGAGUUUUUCUCAGGCGCAAGACUGGUUUUACUCGGAGCCUAUUUUGUUUGACGAUGAAUUCUGCCAGAGCUUGAUGAGGGACCUACAGGCGCUCCCCACGCCACCACAGUCCCCUCCGAUGAAGGCUGGACUAAAUGACAAGCCGCUCUCCAAAGAGGACCAGUUGAGCUACGUCUCGGACAUACUCCUGGAAGAUCAAGACCCGCAACUAAAUUGGAAUUGUGACUUUUUGUAUGAUGGCAGUGGGACCGCGACAAAAGACCAACAGCCAGAGGAGUCCGACGACUGUUUGUGGCAUUGCCUCGGGGAUAAGUCUACAGAGAAGUUAUCGUCUGUUCUAUCCAGCAGCCCUCUGCUCUCGGAUAUAGACACAAGCAUUUUCGAGGAAAUUGCCGGCUCCACACUGAACUGCCACAGCGUGGCGCUAGCGUGCCAAGCUUUGGAGAAUGAGGAUUUACUAUUAGAUAGCCAGGACAGUCACGACCAAGGCAGCGAGUCGACAUCAGAUUACGGCUCUGCUGGAGGUGAAUUCUCUACUUAUUCGAGCAGUGCCAGCGAUUCUGAGGAGGAGAUAGAUGUGGUGACAGUGAAGAGGACAUCCAGCUCCUCCUCUUCCCAGUCAGUAGAGGAGAGCCGGCGACAGCAACGAGCUCUAAAGCGCCAACACCUGGAGAUCCAGCUCCAGCACAACUACGCCGCCCCCUGCCCUGCAUCACCCCUCCGCACAGAGUCCUCAUCCACCACCUCUGGAUCCCACUACAAGCGCUCCCGGGCAUCCGACUCACACAGGCAUCACCACCACAGCUCGACUGGCCACUCGUCCCGGCACCACCACGGCAGUCAGAACCAUCAGUCCAGCUCCUCCAAGCAGUCGGCAGACGUGGAGGACGAGGAGGAGAGGAGGCACACCCACAAUGUGAUGGAGAGACAGCGGCGCAACGAGCUAAAGAACUGCUUCCUGCGGCUCAGGGACAACGUGCCUGAGCUGUCCAACAACGACAAGGCGUCCAAGGUGGUUAUUUUGAAGAGGGCACGCGACAGCAUCCGUGGCCUCGAGCUUGAGGGACAAAGACUGAACGACAAGCGAGACAAGCUCAGAGAACGCCAGGAACAGCUUAAAGUUAAACUGGAGCAGCUCAGGAGGUAAUGGUGGGCCAGAGAAGAUGGGCACUAAACAAAGCUAAGACAUUUCAGUUGACCGGUUUGAAAAGGCCCGUCUGAUUUUCCAAGACUUGAUGCUGCACACCCUCAAAGCAUGUCGACAACUACCCCCUGCGGUAAAUGUUCAAGAAGAAGUGAAAGUGGCUGAGUCGGUGUGUUGUUAGAUUAAAUUGGAGCAACAGGUCCACGGUCAGCACAGUAGAAUGUUUUAUUGUCCUAGCGAUUUGCCAAAGUCAUUGUUCAUAAAGUAGCCUACUGACAUCUUAUGUUGUAGAGUGAGCUAUAUUAAACUGAGCAAAAAUUUGUGAAACAUGAACCUUUCCACAUUCCCCCAUAUGUUAGGAACUUUGUUCUCCCGCUCCUGUUUUGUAUUUUGGGCUGGAUCCAAAGUUUCAAUUCGUAUUAGGGGUUGGUUAUGUAUUCCACUUGUUGCCAUUCAUUGCAAAACAAUUGUCUUAACACGUUUUUAUUCGACUUCCAUUUAUUCACGUGAACUUUAAAGAUCUGACCUGUUAGUAGGAAUUUGGUGUGUUGUAAGGCAACACAUUUCACACAUUGAAGCUCUUGUUGUCAAUGCCGUAAAAAUGUUUUAUGUUUCAGUUUUAAAGCAUGAUUUCAUUUACCUACCUCGACCCAGGUCUUAUCCUUGACAUGUUUGCUCUCGGAAGCACUCGUAUAGAUUUCUCUGUACAUAUUAUUCUUGUAAUAUGUGUCAUAUAAAUUAUUUUAGUUUUUUUUUUUCUUGUUUCAUUUGCAAGUAAAUUGUUCUGUUUCGUUGGCAGCACUUUGUUUUUUAUAAUGCAAUAAAAAAAAUGGACAAGAA